GCAGCAGGGCACAGCAGAGCUUCUAUUGUUCUUGGCCAAGGAGAAAAUCCUGAAAGAGCAGGAGUGAGUUUCUGCUGAGGAGAACUGGAUUAUCGUGAGGACUGUACACAGCAGACAAACAGCAAAGAAGAACAGACAAAAACUGAGAUAAAAGGUGUUGCUCAGAUGUGGGUUCUUCACUGAUCCGUCUCCCUCUUGUCUCAUGACCCCCAGGAAACUUUGUAAUGGAACUGAUCUUCAUACUCAGCCUGUUGUCUAUUGCUGGUAUAGCCAUGUCCUUCCCCAAAGACCUGCAGCCAAUCACCACAGUCGGGCCUGAAGACUCGCAGUUAUUUCCCAGUUUUCAGGGUUUAGUGUCUGAUAAUGACACGCAGAAUUUGGGACUCGACUUCCAGCGCAUGAUCAGAAUCAACCACAUGCUCUACAUUGCUGCCAGGGAUCAUGUAUUUGCUGUGAAUCUUUCAGCUUCAGUAACUCAGAUCAUCCCUCAGCAGACACUGACAUGGACGUCUACAGAUGUGGAGAAAUGCACCAUGAGGGGCAAAAACACUGAUGAGUGUUAUAACUACAUCAAAGUUUUGGUUCUUCGAAAUGAUGAAACGCUCUUUGCCUGUGGAACCAAUGCUUUUAACCCAACAUGCCGUAAUUACAGAUUGUCGUCUCUGGAGCAGGUGGGGGCGGAGCUGGUUGGACAGGCCCGAUGUCCUUUUGAGUCGCACCAGGCCAACGUGGGAAUAUUUGCAGGAGGUCACUUCUACUCUGCUACGAUGUCAGACUUCCAGGCCAGUGACGCAGUGAUCUACAGGAGUUUGGGAGGGGAGGGCAGUCCAGUCUUGCGCUCCAUCAAAUAUGACUCCAAGUGGCUCAGAGAGCCUCGAUUUCUACAUGCCAUUGAAUAUGGUAGCUAUGUUUACGUCUUCUUCAGUGAGAUCGCUGUGGAGUCUAUGGCUCUUGGGAAGGUUGUGUACUCACGAGUUGCGCGUGUAUGUAAGAACGACAGUGGUGGGUCUGCGCGAGUGUUGGAGCGCUACUGGACAUCGUUUUUAAAAGCUCGACUGAACUGUUCAGUUCCUGGAGAGUCCAUCUUCUACUUUGAUGUGUUACAGUCAAUUAGCAAUGUAAUCCAGAUUAAUCAGCGCCCUGCAGUGGUGGGAGUGUUUACUACACAGAAAAACAGUAUCCCAGGCUCAGCAGUUUGUGGGUUCUACAUGGAUGAGAUUGAGCGUGUUUUUCGAGGCACAUUUAAAGAACAGAGGGGGACAGAUUCAGCCUGGAGUGCAGUUCCAGAGGAGCAGGUCCCAAAACCACGUCCAGGCUCAUGUGCUGGAGAUGGUUCUGCAUCUGCUUUCUCUUCCUCUGUGCUGUUUCCUGAUUCCACACUCUCCUUCAUUAAAGCUCAUCCACUUAUGGAUGAGUGUGUGUCUUCCAUCAACAACCAUCCAUUUCUCACACACACUACCAGCAGCUGUAAACUUACUCAGAUUGUUGUGGACACGGUUGCUGGACCAUACAAAAACUGCACUGUGAUCUUUCUGGGCUCUGAGGAUGGACGUGUUAUGAAGGUCUUGAUGAAUUCUGACCUAAACUCCUCCCAAACCACCACAUUGCUGGAGGAUAUACAUGUGUAUAACCCCUCAAAGUGUAAUGAAGAUCGCAGACGUUUGGGUCUGGAUCGCAAGGUGUUGGGUCUGGAGAUGGAUAAGGAGCACCAUGCACUAUUUGUGGCCUUUUCCAGCUGCAUUAUCAGAGUUCCACUCAGUCGCUGCACUCAGCAGUUCAGAAACUGCAGGAGCCACUGUCUCUCCUCCCAUGACCCAUACUGCAUCUGGCUGCAAACAGGAAGUUGUGCUAAUGUGUCACCAGGAUUUAAAGGAGGUUUUGAACAAGAUAUUGCUGGAGAUCAAUCACAGGUUUCUGACUCCUGUAAUAACACAAUUUCAGAAGCAGGAAAUCGUAACUCAGAAAUGGAUUCAACGUUUGGUGUGUCGGUGGAAGAAAGGUCCAGCAGCAGUGUCCACUAUGUGCUACUCAUCAUGUUUGUGGUGGUGGCAUUCAUGUGUGGAGCUUUUCUGUCUGCUAUUAUGGUUUUGUGUUACUGUGGUCAGCAGAGUCAAUUGGCCGAGGCUUCUGACCUGCAGGCCAAACUCAGCCUGGCCAAACUGAGCAGCCUUCUGGAGCCCCAGACCCACAGAGCAUCUGAACAGAUCUACUGUUCUUUCCUGUCCAAGAACAAGCAGCACAGAGCAGCUGCUGCGCACACAGUGCCUCCCGCAGUUGGCCAUGACCACCAGCAAUCCCAUUUGCCUGCUCCUGACUCCACAACUGAACUGACCAUCACACAAACAAAAGCCUUUUGCAGCCAGUGGGAAAAAAACUAUAAUGUCAGCUACAGCUUGGAGGAGAAAGUACCAGCUCAGCAGGUUGUUCCUUUCACUCAAAGCCUCACUGACAACCAGUCAGCUUUCCUGUCUCUCUCCAACAACCAAUCUGCUUCCCUGUCCCUCUCCAACCAGUCAGCUGCCCUGUCUUUCUCCAACAACCAAUCUGCUUCCCUGUCCCUCUCCAACCAGUCAGCUGCCCUGUCUCUCCUCAACAACCAAUCUGCUUCCCUGUCCCUCUCCAACAACCAAUCUGCUUCCCUGUCCCUCUCCAACAACUAUUCUGUGUCCUUGUCCCUCUCCAGUGACCAAUCAGCUUCUAUGUUCCUUACCAACAACCAGUCAGCUACUCCGAUUCCCUCCCACUCUCCGAUGGAAUGGCAGUGUCAGGGUCCAGUGGACAUGGCUGCUCAGAGUGAGUUUCUCAAACAUGUCCAUCAAAAACUUGAUGAGGCCUCUAAAAGGGACAGAAUAGCUGCUGUGGCAUCUGUUCUGUUGCCAGGAGCUACAGGCUCCUCUGACUGUGGAGUCUCAGUUGAAGUGGAUUCAUACUACAGUUCAUCCACCCUGCAACAGGGUCACCAGCUUCCAGUAGAGCAAAUAAGGUUAUUCUUCCAGUCUGAGUCAGACUCAGAAAAAGAACAAGACAGAAGGAGUGAUGGACAGACAGACAGAAAGAGGGAUGGAGAAAUGAAACAGGAGUCAGAGUGUCCAGCGUGGCAUCCGUCUCAGUGUUUGUCUCUAGUAAAGCUGGACAGUGCAGCUGCAGUGUCCCGUAAGCACAGCUUUAACCAGAACAAGCUGGUUCAUAUCAGCCCCAGUGGGAACACUAGCACUAAAAUUAAUGGGCAAAAAAGCUUUGGGUUUGACCUCAGUAACAGAGCUGACGGGUUCGACCUCAGUAACAGAGCUGAUGGGUUUGACCCAGAUAACAGGGAUGCAGAAUUUACCCGAAUUAAUGGGGCUGAUGUUUUUGACUACAGGUUGCUGCACCCAGGGAGUUCAUGCCUCACCCGUCAACACAGUUACAGUGAACAGCCACACACAAACACCCACACACACCGCGCUGCCAUCAUCCGGCGCGCAGCCUCACUCAAACCACACACACCACCCAAACCACACAGAUCCCACAGCAGGCCCCCUCCUGCAGGAUUUACCUGCUCACUGCUGCCUUCAUCAUGAACUGAUAAUGAUUGGUCAAAUUUUUUACUAAGGUAUAUGAACUAUAACAAGAAAUUGAUAUUUAAUAAUUGUAUGAUUGUAAUAUAUGAUUAUUAUCUAAAUUAAAAUAUAUGUUUAAAUAUG
Colossoma macropomum (tambaqui) is the source of this 3683-nucleotide messenger RNA. RefSeq names its product semaphorin-6C-like. Gene Ontology annotation, biological process: axon guidance; positive regulation of cell migration; semaphorin-plexin signaling pathway. Gene Ontology annotation, molecular function: chemorepellent activity; semaphorin receptor binding. The transcript has 18 exons. The coding region runs from base 225 to 3560 and encodes 1111 amino acids. The record is from RefSeq and is a predicted model, not a curated record. Lineage: Eukaryota; Metazoa; Chordata; Actinopteri; Characiformes; Serrasalmidae.